AUGGGCUCAGGGUUUGUUUACGCUAGUCAUGUUAUUAGUGCUCUUAAGCUUUAUUACAAGAGAAGGCUUGAUUUCUUAACUGCUUUGCUCGUUAAGACCACCACUCAGGUAUUGGGAUUUGGUUGGGCUGGUUUGUAUAGGAAACAUUUAGUUGAGCCUGGUGAGAUGUGGUGGCCAAGCAAUCUCGUUCAAGUGUCUCUCUUCAGGGCAUUACACGAAAAAGAGAAGAAAUCGAAAUGGGGAAUCAGUCGAAAUCAGUUCUUCGUUAUCACGCUCAUCACUAGUUUCUCCUUUCAUCUCCUACCUGGUUAUCUCUUCACAGUCUUAAUCGCUGUCUCUUGUGGGAAGGAAUACGAUGUAAAAAGCAUCAUUGAUGCCAAUUUCCGCCUCGAUCAUAAGGCUUACGCUGAGACCGGACCAGUCCAUAUUAGCACUUUCUUUGCCGUGACCUAUGGACUAGGAAUAGGUUGGACUCUUUACAAUACUAAUCAUCAGAUUAUUCUUCAAGGGAAGGCAUCCACUAAUCCAAUAAACACACCUCUUGAAGUAGAGGCUGAGGCAUUAAGAUCAGCAAUAUACCAUGUUCAGAGGCUUGGAUACACUGAUGUGGUGUUCUGCGGAGAUACAUCUAUCUAUCUUAUAUGA
Molecule: messenger RNA, 645 nt
Organism: Camelina sativa (false flax)
Lineage: Eukaryota; Viridiplantae; Streptophyta; Magnoliopsida; Brassicales; Brassicaceae
Source: RefSeq, a predicted model, not a curated record